AUGAUAAAACUGUUUGAUGCUCAUUGUCACCUACAAGACCCCAGAAUCAUCAACAAGGCCCCAAGUCUUAUCAAAACAGCCCUAGAGAACGGCAUACUCCAUUUUGCAGUGAAUGGUGUCUCUGAGAAAGAUUGGCAUUUGGUAAAGGAGAUGAGCAACAGCUACCCUUCUAUAAUCCCUUCAUUUGGAAUCCAUCCAUGGUUUAUAAUGGACAAAACCUCCAACUGGUUGAAACUCUUAAGAGAAUUCAUGGAUGAUACACCUUGUGCUGCAAUAGGAGAGAUUGGUUUAGACAAAGGGUCACGUGGAAAGAUGAUUGAUUUCACAAAUCAAGUUGAGACUUUCAGCCUGCAACUUGAACUUGCUAAAGAGCUUAAAAGGCCAGCUUCUGUACACUGUGUGCGUGCUUUUGGUGAUCUUCUUGAUGUAAUGAAAGCUAUUGGACCUUUUCCUGAAGGUGUAAUCUUGCAUUCUUACUUAGGUUCUGCUGAAAUGGUUCCUGAGUUUGCAAAACUCGGGGCUUAUUUUUCCUUUUCCGGGUUUCUUAUGGCCAUGAAAGAAAAUAAAGCGAAGAAAAUGGUGAAAGCAGUGCCUUUUGAUAGGAUUUUACUGGAGACUGAUGCACCUGAUGCAUUACCAAAGGUAUUGAAUGAUUCAGAGUCUGUUUUUUUGGUUGAAGAAGAAAAAGAGGGAAAUGAUGAAGAGCUGAAAGAGAUGCUUAAUCAUCCAGCGAAUAUCCAGUUUGUGCUUGCUUAUGUGGCGCGUUUGCUUGAUAUGUCUAAAGAAGAGCUUGCAGAUGUGAGCUAUAGAAAUGCAGUGCGUAUCUUUUCUUAUGAAGGCUCCAAAGUGCAAAAAGGGUUUUCCGUGACUGUAACUUACGACAGUAAAGCUUUGAUUAUAGAUGGGAGAAAGCGGAUUUUACAGUCUGGAUCCAUUCAUUAUCCUAGAGCCACUCCCGAUAUGUGGCCAGAUAUCAUUGGGAAGGCAAAAGAAGGAGGACUGGAUGUAAUCGAAACAUAUGUUUUCUGGAACUACCAUGAGCCUGUGAAGGGACAGUAUUACUUUGAAGGGAGAUUCGACUUAGUUAAGUUUGUGAAGACAGUGCAUGAAGCUGGCCUGUUUGUUCAUCUUCGUAUUGGUCCAUAUGCCUGUGCUGAAUGGAAUUAUGGAGGAUUCCCUCUUUGGUUACACUUCAUUCCUGGAAUCCAAUUCCGGACCACAAAUGGCCCUUACCAGGCAGAAAUGAAACGUUUUCUUGCUAAAAUUGUCAACUUAAUGAAAGAGGAGAAUCUUUUUGCAUCUCAAGGAGGACCAAUUAUUCUGGCUCAGGUUGAGAAUGAAUAUGGAGAUGUUGAGUGGGCGUAUGGAAUUGGUGGAGAGCUAUAUGUAAAAUGGGCAGCAGAAACUGCUCUAAGUUUUAAUACAAGUGUUCCUUGGGUGAUGUGUAAACAAAGUGAUGCACCUGAUCCAAUUAUAAACACAUGUAAUGGGUUUUAUUGUGAUGAAUUCAUCCCAAAUUCUCCUUCAAAGCCAAAGAUGUGGACAGAGAACUACCCUGGAUGGUUUCUUGCAUUUGGGUAUCCUGUUCCUUAUCGACCCGUUGAAGACCUGGCUUUUGCUGUUGCAAGGUUUUUUGAAAAAGGAGGCACUUUUCAAAACUAUUAUAUGUAUUUUGGUGGAACAAAUUUUGGACGAACAGCUGGAGGCCCUAUGAUUGCUACAAGCUAUGAUUAUGAUGCUCCAAUAGAUGAGUAUGGAUUCAUAAGGCAACCAAAGUGGGGUCACUUGCGGGACCUACAUAUGGCAAUAAAGCAAUGUGAAGAAUAUUUGGUCAAUGCAGAUCCAACUCAUCAAUCUCUUGGUACAAACUUAGAGGCAGAUGUAUACUAUAGAACACCCGAUGACUGUGCAGCUUUUCUUGCAAAUUAUGGAAGCACUUUAGAUGCAAAUGUGACAUUCAAUGGGAAAUCAUAUUUUCUCCCUGCAUGGUCUGUGAGCAUUCUUCCAGAUUGUAAGAAUGUUAUUUUCAACACAGCAAAGGUUGUGGCUCAGAAAAGUAUUGGUGAUGCUACUACAUUUGUUGAGAGUGAAUUUUCAGUAUCGAAUUCAGGUUGGAGUUGGUAUGUAGAAAAAGUGGGUGUUUGGAGCAAUGAAUCAUUUACAGAAACCAGUUUGGUAGAGCAGAUUAAUACAACAAAAGACACAAGUGAUUUUCUUUGGUACACUACAAGGAUAGAAGUAGAUGAAAAGAAAGAUGCGUUUUUGCUCAUUCAGAGUUUGGGACAUGCUGCUCUGGUUUUUCUGAACAAAAAAGUUGUAGCAUUUGGUUAUGGUUAUCAUGAUGAUGCAAUCUUCAGCAUAAGCGAAAAGAUUAGUCUUGAACAAGGAAGCAACACAUUGGACAUCAUCAGUAUGAUGAUUGGUCUACAGAACUAUGGUCCAUGGUUUGAUACCUGGGGCGCAGGCUUAUAUUCUGUCACCCUGCUUGAUCUAAAAAAUGCUAAACAAGACAUUUCAUCUAACGAGUGGACAUACCAGGUGGGAACUGAAGGGGAAAGUCUUGGACUUGAUAAAACAGAUGCUGCUAAUAGUUCCAUAUGGACCCAUGGCAAUGAAAUCCCCACUAAUCAGAGUCUCAUUUGGUAUAAGUCAACAUUCAUUGCCCCUGAAGGAAAAGGUCCUCUAUCACUAAACCUUUCUAGCAUGGGAAAGGGUCAAGCUUGGGUGAAUGGACAAAGUAUAGGACGAUAUUGGUCAACUUACCUUUCACCAUCAACCGGUUGUACUGAUAAUUGUGACUACAGAGGAACUUAUAAUGCACAAAAGUGUCAGAAGAAAUGUGGUCAACCAGCCCAAAUUUUAUAUCACAUACCACAGACAUGGGUGCAUCCUGGUGAGAACUUGGUUGUUCUUCAUGAAGAGUUGGGUGGUGACCCUUCCCAAAUUUCUGUGCUCACACGCACCGGGCAGAAAGUGUGUGGCCAUGUCUCAGAGGACGAUCUGAUUCCGGUUGAACUCUGGAAAUCAAAUUCCGAUUCCAGUUCUCAAAGCCCUCAACUCCGAUUGACAUGUGACCAAGGCUGGAAAAUAUCAUCUGUUGGUUUUGCUAGCUUUGGGAAUCCCAAAGGGGACUGUGGUGCUGGAUUUACUCAAGGCAGUUGUCAUAUUGACGUUUUAUCGAUCGUUGAACAGGUUUGCAUCGGGAAGGAAAAAUGCUGGGUUCCUGUUUCAACUGCUAAACUUGGGAACCCAUGUCCUGAGGUGCCGAAAACCUUGGCAAUUGAAGCUUUAUGCACUGCUUGA
This is a messenger RNA of Lactuca saligna, 3303 nucleotides long. NCBI's taxonomy places the organism in Eukaryota, Viridiplantae, Streptophyta, Magnoliopsida, Asterales, Asteraceae. The record is from the annotation of a GenBank genome assembly.